Messenger RNA from Cornus florida, 2860 nucleotides. Its product is annotated as mediator of RNA polymerase II transcription subunit 27. Gene Ontology annotation, molecular function: transcription coactivator activity. The record is from RefSeq and is a predicted model, not a curated record. Gene Ontology annotation, biological process: regulation of transcription by RNA polymerase II. Bases 1397 to 2662 code for a protein of 421 amino acids. Gene Ontology annotation, cellular component: mediator complex. The transcript is spliced from 7 exons. NCBI's taxonomy places the organism in Eukaryota, Viridiplantae, Streptophyta, Magnoliopsida, Cornales, Cornaceae.
GUUAUCAAGAAUGCUAAGAUCAAAGUCUGAAUGGAGAUCCAAGUUAGCACAAGGGAUUCUCUUUUGAAGAGAUCGAUUGAGAGAGAGGACAAAUUUGCUUAAUACCCUAAGAUAGCGAUAGCUCGAGUCUUAAGAGUUCCAUAGUUUCUAGUCUCUAGUUAUUAUUCUCAUGUCCUCCCUUUUGGGUAAGGAUCGUGGAUCACGAGAGCUAACUUCCUUUUUUGUCUAUGGUAACUUUACCUAAUCGGAUCAGACAUCCCGUGAGUGGCCCGAGGCACUCCACUGCCUUUUUUCGAGGCAGUGGUGAUGGUUUGCAGCGAGUUUUAUCGGUCAAUUAACACAUUUAAUGUGUUGUACAGUGUCUGCUAGCUAAUUGAGUUCAACUAUUGCAUAUUAAGUAUUGUCUCCUCCUUGUGUAAGGUGAUUAAUUGGAACUCAGCCACAUAGCUACUGAUUCUCAUAUUCCCGCGAUAAAAAAAAGGGAGGGAGGAUUGGUUAGAUCUUGCCUUCCUAGAUCUCAACCCUGCAUAUCAUAUCCAAAUAGUCGAGCGCCAUUGGUGGUAGCUCCUAAAUAUUAGUUGUAGGUAGGUUUUCAGAACUCGAUACAUAAUGGGCCACUCAUAAGUAGAGAAAAAAACACUUCAAUACUCAUUCGUAGAGGGAAGCCCACUCAUAAACCCAAGACAACUAGACUAUCUAUUUUUGUUGAGCUGGUUUGGGCCACUUAAUAAAAGAAAAAUCUUUGCAUGACAAAAAUUGAUUGAUCAUCUGAAAGAGAGACUUACACUACCAAAAACAAGCUAAAACAACAGAAAAUAAGAGUUCCAAAGCACUUUAGUAAUGACCAACGGUCUUGUGACUUAGUGUUAUUUCCUCUAUCUUUCAAAGUGAAUGGUGAGCGUUCGAGUUUCCAAAUGAGCAAAAUGAGUGUGUGAGUAGUGUGUGUAUUUCUUGCCAUUGAAAAAAGCACUUUUGUAAUGUCUCUAGUUUAGUUUGGUGAGCUUGAAGCUCGACUCUACACCCUUCUAGAACCAAGAGGUUAGAAACAUAAUUAUUUGAAAAAAAAAAAAUAGAUUUUUUCCAUCCGGACUGAAAAAUUAGGUGGGCCGAUCUUGCUUGAUAGCCCAAAUCAGAUGGGCUGAUGGUGAGCGGACCGAAUACGAUUUGAAUUCUGAACAGGCUAGGCCCAAGGUUAGACCAUUCAACCAUGACGACUGGCCCAAACUUUUCUAAGCAGGGAAUUUAGAAAGAAAUUGGGGUUCUAUACUUCUAUUGGGCCCAAUCCCAUUAGUCAUCAUAUAUGCCCAAUAACGGGCUACUUCAUUGACCCAAUUCAACCAGUUCUAAAUACUCGAUUUGCUGAGCAGGGGGAUAGAGAAGGAAAAAAAAAAAAAAAAUGCAACAAGCACCAGCAGCUCAGGCGGCGUCGACGGCGAUUCCCACCUCCUCGCCGCCGGAGUCGCAGGGAUCUACGGCGGACGCGCCACCCAAACAAGUGGCGCUGGCAAUGGACAGGCUGGGCCACGCUGCCCGUCUCAUCGCCGACAUAAGACUCGGGGCGGAUCGCCUCCUCGAAGCCCUUUUCGUGACUUCACAGCCUCACCAGUCCAGCAAGCCCUUACAUUUGAUUCUUAAAGAGGAGGCCUCCAUGCGACAACACCUCCAAGAUCUCCGAACCAUUGGAAGGCAGUUGGAGGAUUCUGGGGUUCUCAAUGAAUCUCUUCGGUCACGAAGUAAUUCUUGGGGCCUGCACAUGCCAUUGGUUUGCCCAGAUGGCGCUGUUGUUGCAUAUGCAUGGAAACGUCAACUUGCUGGCCAGGCAGGUGCAUCUGCGGUUGACAGGACCAGAUUGGCUCUCAAGGCAUUUACUGAUCAGAAAAGGAGAUUCUUUCCCCACCUUGACGAUGGCUCCAGUAGUGAAUCAGCUUUGAAGAAACAUUGUGGUUCCCAAGGAUCAACUGAGAGUCAUCAGGAAGAGCUCAGUGAUUACAGAACAGUGUCAGAUAUUCUAUUGCAUCUAGAAAAAGAAGUGCCAAAUGUGAGAACUUUUACAUACCAACGGUUAAAUUGGUUAAAACGAGCUUCGUGUCUGCCUUCUUCAGCCAAUGAGAGUUCCAUAGAACCAUUAAAAGAACAUAGUUUUCAUAGUUCAAGUAAAUUAAGACAAGGAUCAGUGGGCGUUGUUGCUGCUGAUAAGGUUGCUGUAAUUGAGUUGUUGUUUCCUUCCGUUUUUAGAGCUAUAAUAUCAUUGCAUCCAGCUGGUUCUAUUGAUCCUGAUGCAGUAGCGUUCUUUUCCCCAGAUGAGGGGGGGAGCUAUGUGCAUGCGAGGGGAUUUUCUGUUUAUCAUGUGUUUAGACACAUCACGGAACAUGCUGCUAUGGCUUUGCAGUAUUUUCUUGGUAUCAAAACCGAAACAGCUUUGCAUUUUCUGAUGCACUGGAUCUGCAGCUAUCGGACUCUAUUUACAAAAGCUUGCAGUAAGUGUGGGCGGCGAUUGUCAAUGGACAGGCAAUCAGCUUUAUUGUUACCUCCUGUUUAUCGCCCUUACCGGAACUUCCCUGCGUGUAAAAUCUCAUCAACUCAAAUAAAUUCUUUGACAAAGGACCAAAGUACGGAGAUCACUCAAGCUUAUCACGUUGGAUGUUUUUCGGAGGAAGCAUAGUCCCAUCCAUUGAUGCAGGUGUAUUAGAAUUGUAGUAUUUGACAUCCUUUUGAAAUUGAAAUUCAUUUCCAGUAGGCCUCAAAUGUAAAUUUCAAGUUACCAUUAGGGUUUUUUUUUUUUACUAUAUCUGUAAUGUAAAACUAGUUUUGUUACCUUUGCUUUUUACCGAAUCUUUUCAGAUGAAUUUCUUCUUGUUCA